AAGUACCAUACUCUCUUAUGGCCUCAACGGAGACGAAGGCCAAUAUUGUUGUGAAGAAAAAUAGUAAAGUGGAUUUUAAUUUUGAAGUUUUGAACUCGAAUUAUUAUUGAUUUUGGGGAACAGUAAUGAAUACAUUAAUCAAGCACUAAGCGAAGAAUGGCAUGUGAAGAGCUCAGCCAUUUUGAUGAACGAAGUGGCAUAGUUGCUUGCAAUACAGAAUGGGGAAGCUGGAAUCAAAUGGUUGGUACUGUUACUAUUGAAGUUGAUUUGCCACAGGGAGUUACAGCUAAGAAUGUCCAAGUGGAACUGAAACCAAAAUCCAUUAAGUGCUCUGUAAAAGGAAAUAUUGUCUUACAGGGAGAGUUAUACGGCACAAUACAUGUGUCCGAGUCUACAUGGGUGAUUGAAGACAAAAAGCUGCUCCGUAUAAUUUUAUCGAAAGCACACAGUGGUGUGAAAGAAAGCAUAUGGACAUCUUUGCUGAAAGAUGGUACGGGCACACCUGAUCCUUUGACGCUUCAUGAGAUGAGAAAAAAAUUGGAUCUGGAGAUGUUUCAGAUUGAGAACCCAGGAUUUGACUUCAGCUCUGCUAAAUUGGCUAAGUGUUAUGACAAACUUGAUGAGAAAACAACUCUUUAGACGAAGAUCUGACCUUUGAAUUGAAAAUUUAAGUUAGUUUUUUUAGGUAUAUUUUUUGUGUGUGAAAAAAAUUUUGUUUAGCCUUUUUUUUUGUAAUUGAUUUGUAAGGAAUUUUUUGUAUUUAUGAGAAAUAAUGGUUUGCUCAUUAUAUGUCAUAAUUAUGAGCUACUUUAACUGUUCAUCAUUAUGAAACUUGGUUGUAAGUCAUUCCGUGUGAAAUCACCAUAUGAUUGCUUGACCAUUUUAUAAAAAUUUAAUUUUUUUUCCAAAUAAAGCCCUAUCAAUAGUUA
Molecule: messenger RNA, 929 nt
Organism: Bacillus rossius redtenbacheri
Lineage: Eukaryota; Metazoa; Arthropoda; Insecta; Phasmatodea; Bacillidae
Product: nudC domain-containing protein 2-like
Exons: 4
Coding region: 157-639 (160 amino acids)
Biological process (GO): protein folding
Cellular component (GO): cytoplasm
Source: RefSeq, a predicted model, not a curated record